This is a messenger RNA of Aureobasidium musti, 441 nucleotides long. The record is from the annotation of a GenBank genome assembly. NCBI's taxonomy places the organism in Eukaryota, Fungi, Ascomycota, Dothideomycetes, Dothideales, Saccotheciaceae.
AUGACAAUCACCAGCAUCAAUUCUGACAUCCCUGUUCUCUCACUUAUCCGUACUGCCCUCAACACAUCUCUAAUACCACAAUCAUCCACCGACCCAUUCAACUCUCUCACACUCGCGCAGCGUCUCAAAUCCGCCCUCUGGUACAGCAUCGGCACAAUCAUCGACGCCAUAUCUUUAGACCAAGACCUCAAUGCUACUCCCCAGUUUAUUGGUGCUUUGACCGAGUUGGUUUGGUCACAAAUACUCACUUCCGGUGCUGAUCUAGAGGCGUUUGCCAAGUGUGUGAAUAUCCUUCCUUGCUUCCUGUUUACUGUAUUGAUGAAAUCACAGNNACACGCUGGGAGAGAAGCCGUGGAUGUCAAGGAUGUGCUUUUGCUUGUGCGCAGAAACGAACAGUUGAAAGAAGUAUUGGAGGAAGCGGUGAAAGACAUCAGGAAAUGA